AACACGAUUUGACAGAACAUGUGAAUUUAAAAAAAAGUCCCUGAUUUUAUUUGUUAAAAAUAGGAAAUACAAUCAAUAAACAAAACCGAACAGUUUAAAUAUAGUUCACAAACAUACUCCUUAAAAAUUUCAAUUAUGAACAACCUAGUGUUCAGUACGCAAACGAUCGUGAGGCGUUGUUUGUUAGGAGUCAAUUCGGUCAGGAAUUAUGCAACUCCUAAGCCGGGUGGAGCACUCGGUUCCAAGAAGAAAAAACUCGGCAAGUUGGGACCGGUGGUGGAGAAAAAGGUGAUUCCAGUUGAAACCGAUGCUAACAAAUUGGUUAACUACGUGUGUGGAAGCAAUCUGCUUAAAACGGGCGAAGAUAUCAAGCUGAAACCGGAUUCGGAAUAUCCAGACUGGUUAUGGAGCUUGCACGUGGGUAAACCUCUAACACUAGAAGAACUGGAUCCCGACACCAAAGCCUACUGGCGAAAGCUACGACGAUUAGCCCUGCAGCGGAAUAACAAACUGGCUAAGCUGAAGAAGUUUUAGUUUUCUAGCUAUGAGUAAUAAACAUUUUG
Molecule: messenger RNA, 563 nt
Organism: Uranotaenia lowii
Lineage: Eukaryota; Metazoa; Arthropoda; Insecta; Diptera; Culicidae
Gene: mRpL54
Product: 39S ribosomal protein L54, mitochondrial
Exons: 2
Coding region: 136-534 (132 amino acids)
Cellular component (GO): mitochondrial large ribosomal subunit
Molecular function (GO): structural constituent of ribosome
Source: RefSeq, a predicted model, not a curated record